Molecule: messenger RNA, 285 nt
Organism: Paramuricea clavata
Lineage: Eukaryota; Metazoa; Cnidaria; Anthozoa; Malacalcyonacea; Plexauridae
Source: the annotation of a GenBank genome assembly
UUACUUGAGGAAAAGCUACACUUAGAAGACGCAUCCAAGAAAAUCAAGAUUGAUAGAUCACACAGAUUGGGUAGACAGAAACAAGCAGCGGAAAAGCCUCGACCAAUUAUUGCGAAAUUUAAUUUCUGUCAAGAUCGGGAGAAUAUUCGUCUCAACGCAAAGAAAUUAAGGGGUUCAAACAUAGCAAUCGGAGAACAAUUUCCUGACGAAAUUGUUAAGAUACGUAGGGAAUUAUAUCCAGAGUUGAAAAAGCCAGGGAAGCGGGAAAGAAGGCAAAACUUGUAA